This is a messenger RNA of Colletotrichum graminicola M1.001, 501 nucleotides long. RefSeq lists its product as uncharacterized. The transcript has a single exon. Lineage: Eukaryota; Fungi; Ascomycota; Sordariomycetes; Glomerellales; Glomerellaceae. The record is from RefSeq and is a predicted model, not a curated record. The coding region runs from base 1 to 501 and encodes 166 amino acids.
AUGACAGGAUUCGUAGCGUGGGGUUUCGACAUCCCUUCCAAUCUUCUGCCACCGGCUGCCAAAGCAGAAGAGCACAAGAAGGCGCCGGCGCCGGCGCCGGCCACGGCCAAGAGCCCCAAGAGCCCCAAGCAGCAUACGCAAAACAGCUUCCAUAUACCAAGAUGGUUGUCUAUCUUCGCCAAAAUUAUUCUCGCCCUCGUAGUGGCAGGUCUCUGCAUCACGGGAAUCGUAUUUUUAACGGACUUCUUCGAGGCGCAAAUGGGGCAUGGAGGGUUUCUACCUCGUGCACUUGACCAGGUCGAUGGAGCUGGCGCUGGCCAUGGCUUCGGAGUCUAUGAUUCUGCCGGCAACAAUCAGCAUGGCGCCGUCCAGCCGGAAGAAUGGUGUAACAAUCACCCUGGUGAUUGUCAUUGGGUCAACUCGCAGGUACGUGGCCUGUCACAUUUUGGGUUUGCGUCAAGAGAGGUCGUUGCUGACUGGCCUGCCUGCUCUCAAGGCUAG